Messenger RNA from Oppia nitens, 522 nucleotides. RefSeq names its product dolichol-phosphate mannosyltransferase subunit 3-like (gene Dpm3). Gene Ontology annotation, biological process: GPI anchor biosynthetic process. The transcript has a single exon. Bases 162 to 449 code for a protein of 95 amino acids. The record is from RefSeq and is a predicted model, not a curated record. Lineage: Eukaryota; Metazoa; Arthropoda; Arachnida; Sarcoptiformes; Oppiidae. Gene Ontology annotation, cellular component: endoplasmic reticulum membrane; dolichol-phosphate-mannose synthase complex.
AUGUGAUGUAAUAAUAAUAAUAUUAAUAUUUACUGUUAAAUGUGUGGACAAUAUUGUAAUCAUUUAUAAUAAUUUCAUAAUAAUUAAAGCCGUGAUUACAGUGAUUGUAAUAAUUGAUUACAUGUUUUACUAAUAAAUAAAUAAAUAAAACGAUAAAAACAAUGACAAAACUGAUGCAAUGGUUGUCCGCUGGACUAAUGUUUGUUGGAUUGUGGGCACCGAUACUACUCGGUUGGACACCUGUCCCCGUGACCACCAAUGACACACUUCGGCUACACGUAUGGCUAACGCCGGUAUAUCUUGUGCUGGCCUUUGGUUUGGUGUCGGCCGCUAUUGUCAUGUAUCGGGUAAUGACAUUCAACGACUGUCCCGACGCUUACAAAGAGCUUAAACAUCAGAUCACUGAAGCACAGGACGACCUCAGGAGGAAAGGCUUCAAAUUUGAAUGACUGUCCCAUCGGUUGCUAUGUGUUUGGAUAAGACAUUAAUUUUUUWWWAUUAUUUAUAUGAUAUGUUUUUUAU